AUGGACGCCAUCAUCGAGCUCAUCCCGCCCAAGAUCGCGGCGUACCUCCCCCUCAACACGUCGGGGUACCGCUACGCCGAGUUCCCGCACCUCAUCGACUUCUCGCAGCCGAGCUUCUGGAUCGCCGCCGCCGCCAUCGUCUUCAACCCCCUCUACUGGAACGUGACGGCCCGCAAUGAGUACCGCAACAAGACGCUGAACAAGCUUCUCGGUGGUCCCCUCGCUGCCACGUACGAGCGUGCUCUGCGCCAGCAGCCGCACUGGGAGGUGCUGCACAACCCCGUUGUUAAGGCCGUCGCCGUUGCCCUCUUCGCCUCGGGCCAGGUCUUUGUCGUCACCUCGAUGUACGCCCUCGGCAUCGUCGGCACUUACCUCGGCGACUACUGCGGUAUCCUCAUGAAGGAGCGCGUCACCUGCUUCCCCUUCAACGUCCUCGAGGACCCCAUGUACGUCGGUUCGUUCAUGGCCUUCCUCGGCAUUGCCCUAUGGUCCGAGUCGCCCGCUGGUCUUCUGCUCUCGGCCCUCGUCUGGACCGUCUACUCCAUCGCGCUCAAGUACGAGGGCCCCUUCACGAGUGCGAUCUACUCGAACGCCGCUGCCGCCAAAGAGAAGGAUGUUGUCGUUGAGGCUCCCUCUACCCCCAAGAAGAAGCGCACCGUCGCUUCGGCCUCCGUCACCGCCUCCACCACCGCCACGGCCGGCACCCCCCGCAAGUCGGGCCGCCUCGCCGCCAAGGAGGCCUCGUCUGCUGACGAGGGCAACGGAGCUGCCGCCGCGACCCCGCGCCGCCGCACGCGCAAGUCGGUCGCUGCCUCCGAGCUCGGCGUCGACAGCCCGAUGCGCGUCACGCGCAGCCGGAGCAAGGCCCUGACCACGGACGACGAGAGCAACUAA
This is a messenger RNA of Trichosporon asahii var. asahii CBS 2479, 894 nucleotides long. Its product is annotated as phosphatidyl-N-methylethanolamine N-methyltransferase. The record is from RefSeq and is a predicted model, not a curated record. Gene Ontology annotation, molecular function: S-adenosylmethionine-dependent methyltransferase activity. Lineage: Eukaryota; Fungi; Basidiomycota; Tremellomycetes; Trichosporonales; Trichosporonaceae. The transcript has 3 exons. Bases 1 to 894 code for a protein of 297 amino acids. Gene Ontology annotation, biological process: phosphatidylcholine biosynthetic process.